Molecule: messenger RNA, 2559 nt
Organism: Bactrocera dorsalis (oriental fruit fly)
Lineage: Eukaryota; Metazoa; Arthropoda; Insecta; Diptera; Tephritidae
Product: organic cation transporter protein
Exons: 10
Coding region: 734-2458 (574 amino acids)
Biological process (GO): transmembrane transport
Cellular component (GO): membrane
Molecular function (GO): transmembrane transporter activity
Source: RefSeq, a predicted model, not a curated record
AGUCGCGAGGUGACUCCGUGGGAAGCUGGCGCUAUAAAAGAAACGCAGGCACCGUGCCUGGCCAGUGCAUAGGUGACACUCGCGCCGCGAUAUGAUGUAGUUUAACAGACGCGAGGUGUUUUCGCGGGAGGCUGGCUGCCAGCUGGCGCUAUAAAAGAAACGCAGGCACCGUGCCUGGCCAGCGCUUAGGUGACACUCGCGCCGCGAUAUGAUGUAGUUUAACAGUCGCGAGGUGACUCCGCGGGAAGCUGGCUGCCAACUGGCGCUAUAAAAGAAACGCAGGCACCGUGCCUGGCCAGUGCAUAGGUGACACUCGCGCCGCGAUAUGAUGUAGUUUAACAGACGCGAGGUCAUUUCGCGGGAAGCUGGCGCUAUAAAAGAAACGCAGGCACCGUGCCUGGCCAGUGCAUAAUGACACUCGCGCCGCGAUAUGAUGUAGUUUAGCAGUCGCGACGUGACUCCGCGGGAAGCUGGCUGCCAGCUGGCGCUAUAAAAGAAACGCAGGCACCGUGCCUGGCCAGUGCUUAGGGACUGUCGCGCAGUGAUGUUAUGUUAUCUGAAAGUCAUGCGGUAAAUUCACAGGAAGCUAGCUAGAUAUAUAAUAUGUUAUAGCGAUCAGAACUGAAAAAAUUUCGGUGUUAGAAACUUCGUGUUAAACUAAAUACACCCUAUUCAGGGUAAAAAGAAACCCCAGAAUUAAUAACAAAUUCAAUUCCUCUACACAAUUGGAAAUAUGCAAUCCAACAGCGGUUCUGUGGCACAAAGCAUUGAAUCAUUGCCUGCCACCAACAGCAGCAAGGAGGAAUCUACUUUAGAUGCCAUACUUAUACGUUUAGGGGAAUUUGGGCGCUUUCAGAUCGUCAUACUUGUGUUAACCUGCCUGCCAGUUCUAUUUAAUGCCGUAUCGUCGGUCACAUAUAUUUUCACAGCUGGAAAUGUGGCGCACAGGUGCAAUAUCACGGAAUGCGAUGGGCCACAGAGCGCUUACGAUGAGCCAUGGGUUAAAUAUGCCAUACCAUUAAAGGGCCGUGAUCUAGAUCAGUGUCAACGAUACGCGCACAUAGCAAUUACAAACUGGACCGUUACAAGUGAAGAUGAACAAUAUUGUACAGCAGAUUUAUUUGAUGACAAGAAGACGCAGGACUGCCCCGACAAUAAUUUCAUAUUUCGCGAUGACGAAGUGACCAUAUCGAAUGAUUUCGGCAUCUACUGCAAUGAUGAGUGGAAGCUGACGCUCACCGGUACCAUUAAUAAUGUUGGACAAUUUGUCGGUAUACCAUUAGGUGGUUUGAUAUCGGAUAAAUACGGUCGUCGAAAUGCACUCGCGCUUGGCGGCGUGCUGAGCGCCUUAUUUGGGAUUAUGCGCUCGUUUACUACCUCCUAUGUUCCAUUUUUGGUCUUCGAGUUCCUCGACAACGUCGCCAAUAGCUCACUCUAUUCCAUUUGCUUUAUUAUUGGCAUUGAGCUGGUGGGUCCCAGCAAGCGCGUAUUUGCCUGCAGUGUAAUUACGAUCUUCUACGCUAUCGGCGAAAUGCUCUUAGCCGUGGUCUCUAUGUACUUUCCGAAUUGGCGUAUUAUGCUACGUAUAUUUUACAUACCAGCAUUGGCUAUGAUCUCCUAUUACUGGGUACUGCCGGAGAGUGUGCGUUGGCUGCUAAGUCAGGAACGUGAAACCGAAGCUACCGACAUCCUGAAGCGUGUGGCGCAAAAAAAUAAACGUAGACUUUCCGAUGCAACGUUGGAUAAAUUGAUUUUGGCGAAUCGUGAGAAGCUAAGCAUUCAAAGCGGUGGUCGUUUCCCUUUGCGUGAGGCUUUCGGCAAAUUAUUCUUUCGUAUUGCAAACUGUUCGCUUUCUUGGGUAGUGACGGUGCUGGUCUACUAUGGUCUCAGUUUGAACUCGGUCCUAUUGGGCGGUAAUAAAUAUUACAAUUUCAUAUUGAUUGCGCUUGUGGAAAUUCCCGGGUUUUUUAUGCCCUGUCUGACGAUAGAUCGAUAUGGUCGACGAUAUUCGCUAUGCGGUUUUAUGUUACUCAGUGGUAUAUGCUGUCUUUGUACGGUGUUUGUGGAUUCAGAAAAAUAUUAUCUACAGUUGAGCUUGUUCCUGGUGGGUAAACUAGCAAUCACCGCAGCGUUCCAAGUUUUAUACUUUUUCACUUCGGAAAUAUUUCCAACGAACUUGCGCAACAGUUUGAUGUCUUUUUGCUCGAUGGUUGGCCGUUUUGGUUCAAUGGUAGCACCACAGACGCCUUUGUUGGCUAAAUAUUAUGAGAAUGCGCCCGCCGUAAUAUUUGCAGUUUGCGCUCUAGUCAGUGGUUGUUUGGCGCUGCUCUUUCCAGAAACCUCAAAUACAAUAUUACCGACGACAGUGCACGAGGCGGACAAAAUUGGCAAUAGGAAAUCCUCGGACAACCCAAACAGCAGCAAAUUUAAUUUAGAUAAUGAAAGUACUUAUAUGUAAUUAGUUAUUUAAACAGUGUAUUAAUUUAGUAAUUUAAGAAUAAUAAUGAAAUUGUAUGAUAUAGGAAGUAAAAUAAAAUUUUUAACUUAUAUUGUUGACAA